Molecule: messenger RNA, 621 nt
Organism: Protopolystoma xenopodis
Lineage: Eukaryota; Metazoa; Platyhelminthes; Monogenea; Polystomatidea; Polystomatidae
Source: the annotation of a GenBank genome assembly
AUGGUGCUAAGAAUGGCGAUGCUCACUGACGAUGCCGGCGAAAUGUUUCGGAAUGUUCCACGUCCACGGUUUAACUUUGGAAAUGAUCAUGCAGAUAAUGGACUCCGGACUACGUGCGUUCCUCUAAGUCUUCCUACCAUCAUGACCAAGUUGCGAAAACAAGCUCAAACAACUUCUAUAAACUCUGAUUAUCUUCCAAGACAAUUAAAAGGAAGAUGCAAUAAUUUCUUUGCAUGUGACCACCUCUACUGGACUGAUUGGCAGACUUUGAAAAUAUACCAAGCGAAGAAACUUGAUGGAUCUGGCAGACGCACACUUAAAUCCUUUUCUAUUGAUCACUCGUUGAUGGGCAUUCACGGUGUCGAUCUGGUUCAAUCAAAACAGACUUGCAGAUCUGAUACUUGUUCGCAUCUCUGCUUUUCUUUGCCUGAGCCCGACCGCGGUAUUAGUGGCUCGAGUGGCAUUGUCAACCAAGCUGACUCAACCACGUUCAGAAUCGCCACAGACAAAAUUCAAGAAACGACUUCACGCACCCCCGACCCCGAUCGAAAGGAGAUUCAAUCCGAUUUGGGCUAUUCUUCAAUCAACUCCACACUCCACGGAAAUAGAUCGCCUUCUGAU